Messenger RNA from Dromiciops gliroides (monito del monte), 3029 nucleotides. RefSeq names its product family with sequence similarity 78 member B (gene FAM78B). The record is from RefSeq and is a predicted model, not a curated record. The transcript is spliced from 2 exons. Bases 89 to 874 code for a protein of 261 amino acids. Lineage: Eukaryota; Metazoa; Chordata; Mammalia; Microbiotheria; Microbiotheriidae.
GUGACGGGUUCCCCCCAGUGCCUGCCCCGGCCCCAGCGCUGCCCCGCGCUACGCCGCGCCGGGGCUGGUGCCGGCGCUGGGUAGCAGGAUGGGCUGCGUCCAGAGCAUCACCUGCAAGGCGCGGAUCCGGCGGGAGAACAUCGUGGUAUACGAUGUUUGCGCCACCAUCGACCAGUGCCCCACGCUCAUCGAAGAAAGCUCACCCAUCGUCCUGCGGUACAAGACCCCUUACUUCAAAGCCUCCGCCCGCGUGGUCAUGCCCCCCAUCCCCCGCAACGAGACCUGGGUGGUAGGCUGGAUUCAAGCCUGCAACCAGAUGGAGUUCUUCAACACGUACAGCGACCUGGGCAUGUCAAGCUGGGAACUGCCGGAUUUGAGGGAAGGGAGAGUAAAAGCCAUCAGUGACUCAGAUGGGGUGAGCUAUCCAUGGUAUGGGAAUACUACCGAAACUGUGACCUUAGUCGGCCCCACCAACAAGAUCUCCAGGUUCUCAGUCAGUAUGAAUGACAAUUUCUACCCCAGUGUGACAUGGGCUGUCCCUGUAAGUGAUAGUAAUGUUCCACUGCUGACGAGGAUCAAGAGGGACCAAAGCUUUACCACCUGGCUAGUGGCCAUGAACACAACCACAAAAGAGAAGAUUAUCCUACAGACCAUCAAGUGGAGGAUGAGAGUGGACAUUGAGGUGGAUCCCCUACAGCUUCUAGGGCACCGAGCCCGGCUGGUGGGCAGGACUCAGCAGGAACAGCCUAAGAUCCUGAAUCGAAUGGAACCCAUUCCCCCCAAUGCACUAGUGAAGCCCAAUGCCAAUGAUGCCCAAGUCCUCAUGUGGAGACCCAAGCGAGGACAGCCUCUGGUUGUGAUACCUCCUAAAUAGAAUAUGAUUGUGUGUCUGGUACACACAGCCAAGGAGUGUAAUGAUGCUGUCAGGGCAUAGUGUGAACAAAACUGAUAUUCUGAGCCAAAGCAGACCUCUCGGGUUUGCCUGCCUUUGCAGCCACUAGUAAAAAAUGGGGUUGCUCUUCAGGCAGAGGAAUCAUAUUCCCUGGGAAGGUCCCUCCUUAUUGAGGAAAGGAAAUCACUGAUCUUAUGGACUUCCUGUGAUGCAUCCUGUGGGUAGCCAUACUUCAGGGCUGAUUAAGGAGGCUUCCUUUACCUGAACAACUGAACUUAAUCCUUUGCAGUGAGACACAAGGAAUGAAAACACAAUUAAUCAGUGCCUGUGGCAAAUGCUGCUUCCCAACCAUUAGAAGUGGAAAUGGAAAACAUCCAUACCAGGUGUUUGUAAGACAUACAGUCCUGAUGACUGAUAAGAGGGUGUUGUGAAAUGGGGUUGAAAGUUGGGUGGUAGUGGGGUGGGGAAAAGGGACAAAAAGGGGGAGGAAUCAUUACCAUAUUUAUACCUAUGCAUUUUAAUUGAUAAUCACAUGGUCAACAUGUUCAUUGGAAUGAAAGGAUUGUUUACAAAGGGGGCAAGUGGUGUGUUGUGGGAAUGUGUUCUAAACUGUGAUGGAGCCCAAUCUGCAUAGAACUGUCCUAGGUGCUGAAGCAAAGUACAAUGUGAACCACGAAUGGUUUCAUCUACCUUCCUCUUUCCAGUAAUUAUUUAGAGUAAUUUUAAGUCUAGUAUUUUGCAUGCAUAGUUCCUGUAUUCUACAGUAGCUAUGAUGUUUGGAGCCCUCCCCACAUUGCCAGUGAAAUCCAAAUUAUGAUUUCCUUUAUGACUUAUCUACUCCUUCCACACUACCAGUCCUAACUUUGCAAAAAGAAAAUCAUUUUAAGUGAAUGGUGGAGCCACAAAUCCACUUAAGGAUUCAAAAGCAUUUCAACAAACUUGAAUAGUAUUUCCUUUCUAUCUGUUUAGCAUUUGAAUGGCUGGCACUUCCUAUGGGAUGCAUAUAUCAGAAUGAAGUAAUAAAACUACACGCAAGUUCUGCAAAUAUAAAUGUACCAUAUGUGCAUAUGUAGUAUAUAUACUAUAUAUUCAUAUAUGUACAUAUAUGUAUGCCCCAUUUCAUAACAACUUCAAGUAACAUUUUCAAAUGAAUGGGUGUUUGUGAAAAAUGACAUCACAGGUUACCUAUGGAGCUUUAAAGAAAAUUGUCUGCAACCAUAGAUGCAAUCAAAGCAUUUUAGAACUGGGAAGAAAAAAACUUUUCAGAGAUUACUUGGUCUCUUAAUUUUGAAAUCUUGUAUUCCAGGAAUCAGAUAAUUUUAAAUGCUAGGUCAUUUAUUCUUAAACCACAUCAAUAUGAAAUAUACUAUUGUCUAAAGUGGUUCCAUCCUCCACUGUCAGAAAACUUCGUGUAUUUCAAGACCUCCUAAUUUAUUUUUCUUCACACCAACUAGAAAUUUAGCCACAAAGGAAGCAAACCAUGGUAUUGGUGAUAUCUAGUAGACUCUUCAUUCAAAACAUUUAAUGAAUUUUCAUCUUAAAAUCUUCACAGUGCCCUGUGCACUGGCCCUUCUGAGCUCCAUAUUUUGGAAUGAAGAAUCUAGGAUACAGAAGGGUUCUAACAAGUUUGUAGAUUGAUAAGACUCCAAAGAUCUAUUCAUUGAUACUAACCACCAUCAUUAUAUUGAAAGAUCUGCUGGCACUUAGUUUGAUGAAUCUGAUACUUAUGUUAAAAAUGAUUACUGAUUUUAUUUUUUCCUGUAGAACAAUUAUUAUUGUCAUGAAAGGGUUAAGUAAUUUUCCCCAAAUGAGUGAGGGCUGGACUUUAAAUUAGUGAUUUGUACCCUUGUCCCCUAACCACCAGGUACUGUCUAAUAUAGAUUAGCUAUUGACAGUAAGCAGGUCUCUUUAUAUCUAACACACUAAUGACCCACCAGUGAAUCUCAGAAGACCUGGAAACAUUCCCAUUUAGGAAUAAUUUAGUUGCUGCAUUUUUCCUCCCACUUUCCCAUCCCUUUCUUCCUUGUUUGUGGUGGGUGGUUUGCCCAAAGAGGGAAAUCUUCAUAGUUGGAGAAUGGAUUUGUUCAGUCCUCACUCUGAUAUCAAAAUUACCAGUCUGCAGCAACACUAAUUGAGU